Molecule: messenger RNA, 962 nt
Organism: Rhinichthys klamathensis goyatoka
Lineage: Eukaryota; Metazoa; Chordata; Actinopteri; Cypriniformes; Leuciscidae
Product: cingulin-like
Exons: 5
Coding region: 27-962 (311 amino acids)
Source: RefSeq, a predicted model, not a curated record
GUGUGUGUGUGUGUGUGUGUGUGCAGAUGGAGCCCCUCAGACGCUCUGCUCAGGCUGAUGGAGACUCGGGCUGGUUCGGGUUGAGGGUGCGGGUUCAGGGCGUCUCCGGUCAGCCGUGUGUGGUUCUGAACACCCAGAGGAACCUGGACUCUCCAGACUAUCCUGACGUGUUCCCGAUGGAGCCGCGGCAGCAGGAGUGUGUGUCCAGUAUGAGCGGCGGGGCUUCCAGCGCUCAAACUCCACUGGAUCAUUCCAGAUCCCUGAGAUCCUUCCGGCACCCGUGGGCUCAGCAGAACCAGAGAAACCCGGAGACCCUCCGCUGGUCCAGCAGCCCGAACUCGCCCGUGGUGGUGAAGAGAGCCCGGAUACCGGUGCCGGGAGCAGGAUUCCCGGGUCCGGUGGUGGAGAGCGUUCCCUGCCGGCCGUCCCACAUCAUCAGCAGGGUGUGUGUCCCUCAGGAGCAGAACCCCAGCGGAUCCCCUCGGCCCGGGAGAGCCCGUCACCACAGCAGAACCACUCCUGAGGAGAAGAGGCGCUCCAGGAGCCUGGAGACCAGAUCCACACGCUCACGGACUCCGGCUGCCGGGGUCACAGGGGUCACAGGGGUCAGCUCUACAUCUGCAUGGUCAGAGCUCAAAGAAGACACGGAGAGAACGGCUCAGGCCACUCCUGAUCUCCUGAAGGGACAGCGGGAGCUUCCGGAUCAUCCCGACGAGGAAACCGUUAAACUGCUGAUGGUGAACUUCCUUAGAGAAGGGUCCAGUGAGGAUGAAGCGGUUAUCAGGCGACAGGUGGAGCUGAUGUUCGACCAGAUCAACAUGCUGAAGUUCAGAGCGCUAGAGGAGUUUGAGUUUGCAGGUCCUCUCGAGCAGGUGAAAGAUCUCCUAGACAGGAGGGCGGCGCUUGAGAGCCACGUCUGUCACUUACAGCAGCAGCUGCAGGAAACACUGCAGGUGAUCUGA